Messenger RNA from Galendromus occidentalis (western predatory mite), 716 nucleotides. RefSeq lists its product as uncharacterized. The record is from RefSeq and is a predicted model, not a curated record. NCBI's taxonomy places the organism in Eukaryota, Metazoa, Arthropoda, Arachnida, Mesostigmata, Phytoseiidae. The coding region runs from base 123 to 626 and encodes 167 amino acids. The transcript is spliced from 6 exons.
CAGACGCGGACGGCUCCGCACUCGGGUAGGAGCUAUACUUGUGGCUCAUUCUAAUUCCUGUUCCUCGUUGAAAGUGAGCGAAGGUCAACCGGAAGCACUAUCCACUUCGCAUCCUUAGGAAAAUGCGGCUAAUAUUCGCUUUGGUCAGCGUAUUCCUCGUGACUCCAACACGAGCGGCUCUGAAGGACGACUGGCAAAAUACGUGCGAUGACGACGAGGAGUACGCAAAUGUCGGCCUGAUCGAGAAAUGGCAAAACAACGUGACAGGGUAUGCAUUGGCCGACAGUGUUCUGUGCUACAAGCAACACUUCACGAUUUCUGUCGCCGGAGAUAUCCUUGAGUUCUCUCUCCCGAGAAUCGACGAGAUUGAAAUAGGGGCUCGCUUCGAGAGAGUCGGAAAUCAUUACGAAAGCACCGGGAAGUCUGCUAGCCGACUAUAUUUCUUCAACGACAAUGAUAAUCUAGACGAGCUGUACGUCCUCGAAUGCGGCACAGAUAACCUCAAUGUCUGGUAUGUCCUCGUCGGGGGUAACAACGCUGACUGCACGGACACAUGCGCCGAAGAUGUUGAGAGAGCAGGUUUCGAACACAAUCUCCAAACUUGCAUCACCGGCCGUUCAGAAUAGAGGCGCCAUUCUGUGCUAGCAGGAGGAAGUGAUCGAGCUUUCUUUCGAUUGGUGUGUCAGAGAGAGCUGUAAUACAAGGGUAAAAUCAUU